This is a messenger RNA of Protopolystoma xenopodis, 318 nucleotides long. NCBI's taxonomy places the organism in Eukaryota, Metazoa, Platyhelminthes, Monogenea, Polystomatidea, Polystomatidae. The record is from the annotation of a GenBank genome assembly.
AUGAUCCACAAGAGCUGUGCCCUUUGGGCGAAUUUACCGCGGCGUCAUCACAUCUUCUGUUUGCCUUGCUCCCCUCUUUUUCCAGUGGCUAAUCCGACUCGAGCCUCAUGUCUGCAUCUGCCUUAUUGGCCCGUAAAUCCGUUUCUAAUCUUUCUGCGUGACCGAUUUCACUCGACGCGCUGUUUCUUAACAGCCCUACCCUCAAACCGCCUAUUCUCGGAUUCCAACACUUGCACACGCAUCAUCUUAUUCAUAAACCCGCGUACCCUGAACAAACUGUGCACUUCCAUCUCUGGUCAACUGCUAUCUCUCAAGUGA